AUGGAUUCAAACAAUAUGCACAGUCCUGUGUUCCUGGUGCUUCCUCCAGAGGUGACCAGUCAAGAAUACCAAGCAACAGGACUUACAGCCACAGCCUAUGACUCCCAAAAACGAGUGCAGAAAAUCCUUAUUAGAAAAUUGAAGAUCUUAGGGACCGUCCAGAUCCUGUUUGGAAUCAUGAACUUUUCGUUUGGAGCUGUUUUCCUUUUCACCUUGGUAAACCCAUACCCAAGGUUUCCUUUUAUAUUUCUCUCAGGAUAUCCAUUUUGGGGCUCUGCUUUGUUCAUUAACUCUGGAGCCUUUCUGAUUGCACUGAAAAGAAAAACUACGGACACUCUGAUAAAAAUGAGCCAGGUGAUGAAUUUACUUAGUGCCCUGGGAGCAGCAGCUGGAAUCAUUCUCCUCAUAUUUGGUUUCCUUCUAGAUAAAGAAUUCAUCUGUGGCUAUUCUCCAGAUGCUAUUCAAUGUGGUCCUAUUACUGUUCUAUUCCUUGGGAUUUUGGCUAUGUUGAUGAUCUUCAGCAUUGCUGAACUGUUCAUUUCCCUCUUUUCCUCAUUUUUGGGAUACACCAAAAACUAA
Peromyscus californicus insignis is the source of this 579-nucleotide messenger RNA. It is a transcript of the gene Ms4a5, whose product is annotated as membrane spanning 4-domains A5. The transcript has 5 exons. The coding region runs from base 1 to 579 and encodes 192 amino acids. NCBI's taxonomy places the organism in Eukaryota, Metazoa, Chordata, Mammalia, Rodentia, Cricetidae. Gene Ontology annotation, biological process: cell surface receptor signaling pathway. The record is from RefSeq and is a predicted model, not a curated record. Gene Ontology annotation, cellular component: plasma membrane.